This is a messenger RNA of Eimeria acervulina, 477 nucleotides long. RefSeq lists its product as hypothetical. Bases 1 to 477 code for a protein of 158 amino acids. Lineage: Eukaryota; Apicomplexa; Conoidasida; Eucoccidiorida; Eimeriidae. The record is from RefSeq and is a predicted model, not a curated record. The transcript has a single exon.
AUGCAUAUUGAUGAUAUGGAGUUUGCAUCCCUGUACUUUGCUGCUUUGGAGCUUCACAUUUCAGUCGGGGAUAAGAAGCCUUCUUUAUGCUUGCUUUAUGGCGGCAUUCUGGCAAACGUUGCGACCUGCAGAUAUCCCGACGGCACUAUCGUUGAGCAACUGUACAGCGUGCCACUAAAUCUGGAGCUUGCGGCGUCAAACUGCCCGACGCAGGUAACUCAGUGCUCUUUUGAGGAGACGGGGUUCCUUCAGCAUCAGCCCACAGAGUCAGUUAUGCCUUUCGAGGAAUGGCGCCGCAGUAGGUUUGGCAACAUGCGCCCGACAGUCAUUCUGGACACAGUGGGGGAAGCUCUAGAGUGCAGCCCGCCUGAGGAGAAAGCUCGAGGCAUUGAGACGCCAUGCCUUAUAGACUGCCUGAAUAAAGUUCCUGGAGAUGACAGCCAGCCAGAAGUUCCCCCACGCCGUAUGAAUCCGUGA